AUGAUGCAUUCAACGGCUGCGUACAUCUUGUUUGUUUUAGGCAUGGUGUCAUGCAUCCGAGCCACUUCGGCCCAAACCACCGUGUUCAUACUGGACGAGGGAGGCAAUUUCAACUGUCCGGGAGUCCUUCGCAACGGCGAUGAUAACGACAAGAAUGCAUACUGUUGUGUCGGCGGUGAACUCGAUCUCAGCACCUGUCAAGGUUGGCCCAUCUGCACAGGCAGUUCCUGGAAGCCGAAGCCGCUUACCUGUGCAACCACGGUACCUAUCAGUGCCACGGAUUACAAUGCACAAAUCAAGAGCGCAAGAUCGAAAUAUCUCGAGGACGACACGCUAUCAGUGACUAGCAAUUCUGUGUCCUCGGCAACUAUGAAGGAGAGUGGCAGCCAGCAGGCGGCUACUGCAUCAGCUACUGGUGCGGCAGCUGAGUCUUCAGCAACGGGUAAUGGCGCUAGUAUCGUGAUGCCAGGUUUGGCAGGUGGAUUGAUGGUUUUGUGGAAUGCCCUGUAA
Molecule: messenger RNA, 510 nt
Organism: Fusarium poae
Lineage: Eukaryota; Fungi; Ascomycota; Sordariomycetes; Hypocreales; Nectriaceae
Exons: 1
Coding region: 1-510 (169 amino acids)
Source: RefSeq, a predicted model, not a curated record